Molecule: messenger RNA, 468 nt
Organism: Rhopalosiphum maidis (corn leaf aphid)
Lineage: Eukaryota; Metazoa; Arthropoda; Insecta; Hemiptera; Aphididae
Exons: 2
Coding region: 1-468 (155 amino acids)
Source: RefSeq, a predicted model, not a curated record
AUGUUCAAGUACACGAUCAUGAUCGCAGCGGUGGUUGUCGUAUCGGCGUCUCUGGCCAACUCCGUGUCGGCCAACUCUUCCCCGACAGCGGCCAACCAAUACGACCCGAUGUUCGGCGCGGCCACGUCCGUCCACAAGGACAAGCAGGGCCACCACGGCGGCGGUAACCUAUUGGAGUCCGGUCUGUCCGGUCUGUUCAAGUCGUUCAAUCUAAAGAAAGUCGUCAAGACCGCCCUGAUCGUCGGCGCGGUGGUCGUGUUGGGCGCAGUAGCCGCGGCCGGCGCCGCCGGUAUCGCCGCCAUCGUGACCGCGGUGAGCGCCGCGUUACCGUACUUCCGGUUCUUCUCCGGCGGCCACAAGAGCCACAACGGCCCCAAGGGCGGCAAGUCUUCCGAUUCCGAGAUGGACGUCAUCGGCGAAUUCGUGUUGGGCGCGUUCAACAAAUACGACAGUCAGCACAAGGCGUAA